Messenger RNA from Capsella rubella, 1342 nucleotides. Its product is annotated as RING-H2 finger protein ATL32. The record is from RefSeq and is a predicted model, not a curated record. Lineage: Eukaryota; Viridiplantae; Streptophyta; Magnoliopsida; Brassicales; Brassicaceae. Bases 203 to 1147 code for a protein of 314 amino acids. The transcript has a single exon.
UAUUCGAGACAACUCUUUCGCUUCUUCCUCUCUAGAGUAAAUACAUAAACCCAACCUUCUUCAAUAACAAAGCCUUUACCAAACACAUUUGCAUUUAUUUUAUUACAACAAGAAAUCAGAUUCACGUGGAUAAAUCUCAGCCGUUGAUAUCCUUCUAACGGCUCUUAUUCGGUCCUACUUCCAUCGCCGUUUGUAAUGAACGAUGACACGUGUUAACAGUUUCAAUCCUCACCGUUGGAUGAUUUUUCACUUGGUAUUCAUCCUACAGAGCAAAGCCAAUGCACAAUCAUUCUCACCGAGUCCCCCUGAGUUACAACCGGGUCAAACUCCGUCGAAAACCACCGUCUUCGCCGUUCUCGUCACUUUCUUUUUCGUCAUCGGAUUGCUCUCCGUCUAUAUCCGCCAUUGCACUCGCCCUAAUCCCGAAUACUCCACCAGAUACUUCCGUCGUCGCAACGCCAACGACGGCUGUCCACGGCGAGGCGGACUUGACAACGCCGUCAUCGAAAGCUUCCCUGUUUUUGCUUACUCAUCCGUUAAAGAAUCUAAGAUCGGAUCUAAUGAUUUGGAAUGCGCGAUUUGCCUCAACGAGUUAGAAGAUCGCGAAACAGUGCGGUUGCUUCCGAUUUGUAACCAUUUGUUCCACAUCGAUUGUGUCGACGCUUGGCUUUACUCGCACGCAACUUGCCCUGUUUGCAGAUCUAAUCUCACGGCGAAAUCGAAUAAAUCCAGUGAAGGAGACAACGACGGUGUUCCGAUGAGAGGCGAUGUCGUGAUUGACAUUGAAACCGUCGAGGUGGCGAAGAGCCACCACCACCCACGGUCGAGUUUUGAAAUCGCCGGUAAGUUUCCGAGGUCGAAUUCGACGGGUCAUUCGAUGGGUCGACUCGGUGACGGUGCUGAAAGGUUUACUCUACGGUUGCCGGAUGAUGUGAAGAGGCGAAUAAUGGCGGUGAAAGGACGUAGGCUGAAACGAACGAGAAGCUUCGACGUUGCUUUGACGGCGGAAGGCAGUUACGCAGUCGGAUCGGGUGGGAUAUUGGACCGGAUCAGCUGGCCGGAUCGAUGGGGUUUGACUUUGUUUGUUUCGAAGUCAAACUCGGGUUCCGUUAGAUCACAGAAAUCUAACGGCGAACCGUUGAAUUGAAUCGACAUUAUGUUUUGUGGCCUUGGCUUUGCUUUGGAGUGGUAAAAAAAGUUAAAUUUCAAGUUGGUUUUGUAUUAUACAGAAAGGUCCAAAAGCUUGUUUAGCAGCUCGCUAAACAUGUAUUUUAUUUUGUUCUGAUUCAAUCUUUGUAUUUUUGUUCUGAGUCAAUGUUAAUAUUAUUAGAGUUUUAUGUCA